Messenger RNA from Daphnia magna, 4965 nucleotides. RefSeq names its product cGMP-dependent protein kinase, isozyme 1. Gene Ontology annotation, molecular function: cGMP-dependent protein kinase activity; ATP binding. The record is from RefSeq and is a predicted model, not a curated record. Bases 918 to 4103 code for a protein of 1061 amino acids. The transcript is spliced from 14 exons. Gene Ontology annotation, biological process: protein phosphorylation. Lineage: Eukaryota; Metazoa; Arthropoda; Branchiopoda; Diplostraca; Daphniidae.
UAUCAUUCGGGAUCGUGUAGUCAGCGGGAGCGGUUGCUUUUGUUGUGUUGUUGUCUAUCCCCGGCAGUUCCCUCCUUUUUUGUGUGUGUGUCUAUAUCUUUAGAGAGAGAAAAAAACAAAACAAAACAAAAAAACUGGUCUUUACUGUGACGCGAAAAGGUCCUCCCCGUGCCGCCCCGUUGUGCGUUUGACUAGUCAGGUUCAUACCUGUCACUGUUAUUAUAACAGAUCUCGUGAAGUAAAAACAGCAUCAACAGUUGGAACUCUUUUGUUUUUUCGCCUCUGGGAGAAUUUUUUUUUUUUUUUUCAUAUUCAUUACCGAACUUGAAAAAGGAGAAUUUAUUUUUUAAAAAAAAAUCAAAAAAGGGAUUUUAUUUAUUUUUAUUUUUGACUAUCAUCAUUCUUGUUUCACUGUAUGCAUAAGAAGUGUACAUGUGUGUGUGUGCACUACCCCUAUUGGUGGACGGCUGUCGGUCAGUCAGUGUCAGCUUCGACCAAAUUCGUCGACACCUUUUCUAUUAGAGGGCAAAACGCACGAGCCAACAGCUGGGAAAAAGGCCGGCCGGCCAAAAGGAGCCACCAGUCAAACAGUGAAGAAAUCAAUCUUCAAUUCAUCAGGAGCAGCAGAUGUGCAGUGGUGCGUUGAAUAGUGGGAAGGCGGCGAGAGAAAUAAAGACAGACGACGAUCGAGUUCUGUCGAAGGACGAAAGGUGUCGCCGGCGGGUAAAUUUCGGCAGCUGUUGAACUCGAUUUCACUCCCGAAAAAAAAAAAAAAACACAACGGAAACCCCAAAACAAAUACAUCGGAACAAAUUAGAAGACAAAUCACCGACGCUGCUUGCAUAUUUUAAAAUAAAUCUUGUUAUUCGCCAAAAUUCAAAGAAAAAAAAAAACAAAAUCAAAACAACAACAACAAAAUGUCGUCUGGAAAUAAUCAGGAUAAUGAAGAGCGCGGUGGCCGUCUGGCCGUGAAAUCGCAGCGACUGGACGGGUUGGACAUUGAGCAGGACACGAAGACGGGAGCGGCUGCUGGGCCGUGCGAUCCUGCGCAGUCGAACAACAAUCGAACUGCCGCCAGCGUUGGCAGUUGCUUAAAGACUAGCGCCGCAGUGACGGAAGGAGUUGUCAGACUGGGCACCAGUUGUGCUCCUGCCGCCAGUGCUGCUGGUGUCAAAAGCGGGCCAGCGCCGGUCAGUUUGUCUCAAAUUUUGCAGCGCACCGGUGCCAGCGGUAGUCAUCAACAUUGUGGCAACGUCAGUGGUAGUGGUGGUCACAGUAGUCAUAGCAGUGGCAUCAGCAACAGCGGCACUAGUGGCAGUGGCGGUGGUGGUGGUGGUGGCGGGGGCGGCGGCGGAGGAGCACCUCCUGCAGUGGGAGUCAGCAGUCAGACUCCGUGCGAACGGGCGGCCAGUCACCCGCCCGCUCACGUUCCGUCCCAUCACCACUCGUCGUAUUAUCAGUACGGCAGCAAAGGAGUCAGUCAGGCCCAGCCUAGCCACCACGGCUAUCAACCCAAUUCCACUCUGCCUAUCGCCGGUGUCCGAAUUAUGGGCCACGGGGCGUCUUGUCUGACCGGCUCGGCCGCGCCCGCCUCCUCGUCGUCGACCAACAAUUGCAGUGUCAGUUCCUUUACGCCACUUCAACGCAAUCUGCCGACGCAGCAGAAAGCACCGACAACGACGGCGGCAGCAGCAGCAGCUGGGAGUUUGACAUCGUCUUCUGUUACGACGACAACGACGGCCACGGCAUCGUCGAUUAAUAUGAGUGGCGCAGCCAACAAUUCGAACGCUCACGGAGCAGCCGGCGCGGCUGGUGCCAAAAACGUGCCGCAAGAUUACCAAUACCUGUGCAACUUGGUGCCGGAGCUCAAGACGGAAUUGAAGGAGCGCGAAUCGAGGCUCGAUCUCUAUCAGACGGAAACGCUGGAACUGAAGCGACGUUUGAAAAAAAGAGACGAGGAAAUCGGUAGACUGCAGCGCGAAAUUCACAAGCUCAAGAGCGUUUUGCAAGCCACAUCUCGGGGCCAACAGGAUGGCAGCGAGACGUCGCUGCAAUCGGGAAUCAGCGGUCUGGCAAUAACGAAUAACGGCCAACAGCCACCUUCGUCGCUGCAAUUGCCCGGCUUGUUUGCCAAACGUCAGGGUGUCUCGGGAGAGAGCUCCGACUUGCACAACCACCAUAAUAAUCACCACGGACAUCACGGCAACCACCACAACCGGUUGCCUCUCACGGCCAACAAUCAGCAACAGCAAGCCGACAUUUCCCUCUUGGUCACCUCUCACGAUAAAGAUUUCCGAGCCAAACAACUGAUCAAGGAUGCUGUUAUGGAGAAUGACUUCCUCAAAAAUCUGGACGCCAGUCAGGUCCGUGAAAUCGUCGAAUCCAUGUACCCGCGUGAAUUUGAGAAGGGUAGCUACGUGAUCCGCGAAGGAGACGCUGGAUCACAUUUGUACGUGUCGGCCGAGGGGGAGUUGGAAGUCGUCCAGGGUGACAGAGUACUGGGACGAAUGGGCCCCGGUAAAGCGUUCGGAGAAUUGGCCAUCCUUUACAACUGCACGCGGACAGCAUCUAUCAAAGCCGUAACGAGUGCCAAAGUAUGGGCACUGGAUCGUCGAGUCUUCCAGCAGGUGAUGAAGAAAACUGGCCUGCAGCGCAUCGACGACAACCUCAAGUUCCUGCGCAGUGUGCCUCUCUUUGAACGACUCACCACCGAUCACAUGUCCAAGAUCGCCGACGUCCUCGAAGUGGAAUUCUACCCAGCGGGGACGUACAUCGUCCGGCAAGGCGGUCGGGGUGACAAUUUCUUCAUCAUCGCUAGCGGUCGCGUCCAGAUUACGCAACGACUACCCGGCAAGUUGGAAGAAGAGGAAGUGCGAAUAUUGGAGAAUGGCGACUACUUUGGUGAACAAGCGCUGUUAAGAGAAGAAUGCCGUAGCGCUAAUGCGAUCGCCCUAGCACCGGGCGUCGAGUGCCUCACCCUUGGAAGAGACUCGUUCAUUCAGUUAAUUGGAGAUCUGAGUGAAUUACGAGCCAAGACGUACGACGACGAGUCGCGUGGCUUCUCUUCCGGCUCCAGUUCCGUCAGCAGCCGUCCAGGAGACAGUGGCGUUCCUGCCCAGUUGGUCUCUGAAUACGCUCACGUCAGACUGGCCGACUUGGACGUGGUGGCCACGCUGGGCAUCGGCGGCUUUGGCCGCGUCGAGCUCGUCCAAUGCGCUUACGACCGGUCGUUGACUUUUGCCCUCAAGUGCCUCAAGAAACAGCACAUUGUCAACACGCUCCAACAGGAGCACAUUUACAGCGAAAAAAACAUAAUGAUGUCGUGUAGGAGUCCUUUUAUCGCUAGAUUGUACAACACAUACCGGGAUAACAAGUAUGUCUAUAUGCUGAUGGAGGCUUGUUUGGGUGGCGAAUUGUGGACGAUCCUACGUGACCGUGGCCAUUUUGACGACGGGGCCACCUUGUUCUAUACGGCGUGCGUCAUCGAAGCCUUUGAUUACUUGCAUUCGCGAAAUAUCAUCUACCGCGAUCUCAAGCCCGAGAAUCUUCUGCUAGACAGUCACGGCUAUGUCAAACUGGUGGAUUUCGGCUUCUCGAAAUUGUUGGGCGUUACCAGCAAGACGUGGACUUUCUGCGGGACUCCCGAGUACGUUGCACCUGAGAUCAUCCUCAACAAAGGUCACGAUCGAGCUGUCGACUACUGGUCUUUGGGCAUUCUCAUCUUUGAAUUGCUGACGGGAACGCCACCGUUCACUUCGCCGGAUCCGAUGAAGACGUACAACAUCAUCCUCAAAGGCAUCGAUCAGAUUGAAUUCCCACGUAUUGUCAACCGUGCAGCUCAAGCUUUGAUCAAACGUCUGUGUCGUGAAAUGCCCGUCGAAAGGCUGGGCUAUCAACGCGGCGGGAUCGAUGACAUCAAGAAACACAGGUGGUUUCAAGUGUUCGACUGGGAUGGCCUGUCUAAUAGAACCUUGGCAGCGCCUAUUACACCUGUGGUACGGGGCCCAGCUGAUGCUUCCAACUUUGACACCUACCCCAAAGAGAAGGAAUCGCCACCCGAUGAACUCUCCGGUUGGGACGUUGAUUUCCAGUUGUGCAAUUAAGAGUUUGACGUCGUCAAAAUCACACACGCAAUCGUCCAAAAUUACACGUCACCCGACACACACGCGCGCGGAGUGCAGACACACACACACACACACACACACACAAUGGUUCGAGAAAGAAGAAAGAAAAAUGCAACUUUUAUUUUUGUUUUGUUUUUUGUUUUUUUGCCUAGACGCGGAAUUCGAUUAUUUUCGAUCGCAGCACAAUAUCUAAUUUCUCUUGUGUGAAAAACGAUUGGUAUAAUUCGGUUCUUUUCGUCUCUUUGGCAUCUCGCCCUUUUUUUUUCUAAAAAUUAAAAAAAAAAAAAAAAAAGGGAAAUAUGUAGAUAUUACUAUUAAUUAAUUAUUAUCACAUAAGCUGCUGAGAAAGGGAGAAAAAAGGAGUUUUGACACCACCGUUUGUUCCUCAAGUGCCUCUCCUUUUAAUUCGCAUUAUUAUUAAUAUAUUAUAACACAUACAAUUUUUUUUAAACUGCUGUUGCUAUACGACACUGGCGCUGCUCUUCUUUGUUGGGCUCUUAUUUACUUGUCUGUUGAAAAUGGUUCUUUUCCAUUUUUCAACCUCCCACAAGUUUUCAGCAGCGAGGAGAGCAGCAACUGGCGUAUAUUGAAACGAAAAAGAAAAAAAAAUAUCCUAGUUUUCAAUGUGUGCGUAUGUGUUUCUUUAGUUUCCUCCACUUCUUCUCAUUCAUUUUCCAAUACUUCAUCUCCACAGCAAAAGCAAUCUUCUCCUCCUACUCCCCUGGCCGCCCUACAAUUCUUUCUGGGAAGGAAAUGGGAAAAAAGAACUUUUUCUUCUUCGUCUAAACCAUAAAUAAUGUAUACAUGUUUGUGUACUCUUAUUACACAUUCACAAUUUGCA